This is a messenger RNA of Pipistrellus nathusii (Nathusius's pipistrelle), 2103 nucleotides long. The record is from the annotation of a GenBank genome assembly. NCBI's taxonomy places the organism in Eukaryota, Metazoa, Chordata, Mammalia, Chiroptera, Vespertilionidae.
AUGUGGUGGGGGGGCAGGGGCCAGAGUUUCAACAUCGCCCCCCAGAAGGAAGAGCCAGAGAUGGGGCCCUCUGGACCACAGUCUGUCCAGGGGAGUGGAAUGCCAGAGCCCAGGAAUCCUCAACUUGGCAGCUGCCUGGUCUCUGGAUGCCUCCCAGGGGAGCAGAUCCUAGCAUGGGCCCCAGGGGUGCGGAAGGGGCUGGAACCUGAAUUGCCUGGAACCCUGAUCUGUACCAACUUGAGGGUCACCUUCCAGCCCUAUGGAUGGCAGCGACAUCAGGAGACUUCCCUAAGCAGUGAUUAUGAUUUUGCCCUGGUCAACAUUGGGCAAUUAGAGGCUGUGAGUAGCCUGUCUCGAGUCCAACUCCACCGUCCAGGGUCCCUGCUUAAAUUUAUCCCUGAGGAGAUCCUGAUUCACGGCCGAGACUUCCGGCUGCUCAGAGUUGGUUUUGAGGCUGGAGGACUAGAGCCUCAGGCCUUUCAGGUGACUAUGGCCAUUUCCCAAGCCAGAGCUCAGAGCAGUCAAACCCAACAGUACUCAGGGAUAGCCCUGAGCAAGACUGGCCAGAGUUCUGGCUCCAAAAAACCACCUAUACCCCUCUUGGAGACAUCAGAAGACUGGGAGACUGAGAGGAACAGGCAGGGUGCCAAAGGCUGGCGGGUUAGUCUUGUCAAUGAGAGAUUCGACGUAGCCACCAGCCUCCCCCGUUACUUCUGGGUCCCUAACCGAACUCUGGACAGUGAGGUCAGGAGAGCAUUUGGCCACUUUCAUCAGGGCCGUGGACCGCGCCUGUCCUGGCAUCACCCUGGGGGUAGUGAUCUUCUCCGCUGUGGAGGUUUCUACACAGCCAGUGACCCUAACAAGGAGGAUAUCAGAGCAGUGGAGUCUAUGCUCCAGGCUGGGCAUUCUGACGUUGUCCUGGUCGACACUAUGGAUGAGCUGCCUAGUCUUGCAGAUAUCCAACUUGCCCAUUUGAGGCUGAGGGCCCUCUGUCUGCCUGAUUCAUCUGUAUCUGAGGAUAAAUGGCUCUCAGCCCUGGAAGGAACACGAUGGUUGGACUAUGUCAGGUCUUGCCUUCGAAAGGCCAGUGACAUUUCAGUCUUAGUGACAUCAAGAGUUCGCUCUGUAGUACUUCAAGAGCGUGGCGAUCGUGAUUUCAAUGGCCUCCUCUCUUCACUGGUCCAGCUGCUUUCAGCCCCUGAAGCCCGAACACUGUUUGGCUUCCAAUCACUAGUGCAGCGAGAGUGGGUGGCAGCUGGACAUCCCUUCCUGACCCGACUUGGGGUAACUGGGGUCGGUGAAAAGGCCCCGGUGUUUCUCCUCUUCCUUGAUUGUGUCUGGCAGCUCCUGCAGCAGUUUCCAGCUGAGUUUGAAUUCUCCGAGUUUUUCCUUGUUGCUCUUCAUGACAGUGUCAGGGUUCCUGACACACUUACAUUCUUGAGAGACAAUCCCUGGGAGCGUGGAAAGCAGAGUAGACAGUUCAACUCCUAUACGCAAGUCUAUACCCCAGGGUACUCCCACCCCCCAGAUGGGAACUCUAUUAACGCACAGCUCUCUGUCUGGGACUGGGAUUUACGCUACAGCAAGGAACAGAUACUACAAUUCCAUAAUCCUGGCUAUGACCCCGAACACUGCCAAGAUUCCUGGCUCCCUAGACAGCAGCCAAGCUUCAUGGUUCCUGGACCUCCCAGUUCUGUGUGGCUCUUCUCUAGAGGGGCUCUGACUGCCCUGAAUCAGCUCUGUCCUUGGCGCGACAGUCCUUCCCUGCUGGCAGUCUCUUCACGUUGGCUCCCUCGACCUGCUAUCUCUUCGGAAAGUCUAGCUGAUCAAGAGUGGGGGCUCCCCUCCCAUUGGGGAGCUUGCCCUUUACCCGCAGGGCUGCUGCUGCCUGGGUAUUUGGGACCCCAGAUCAGGCUCUGGAGACGCUGCUACCUAAGGGGAAGGCCUGAGGUCCAGAUGGGCCUCUCAGCUCCCACCAUCACUGGCCUCCAGGAUGAGCUAUCCUGUCUGCAGGAGCUAUUAAAGAAAUGGACUCCAAGAAUAUCUCCCGAGGAUCACUCCAACAAAAGAGACCCAAAUCCCAUUCUCUCUCAAUCCUGUUGA